AUCCUGAAUCAUUGCUAGGAGCGGAUUGACACAGAGAGUUUAAUACUGAGACUAACAGUGACACAGCGAGACUAACACUAAUACCGGAUCAGUACUGAUACUGGAUCAAUAUUAAUGCCGGAUUUGAGGCAGAAGGUGGACUGAGCUGCAGGUGUGGGCACUGAAGGACAGGAGUGACCGUUAGAUCAGAUUCAGAUCUCUGAGCUGCAGAAUGAAGCUCAACAAACACAAACCAGCCCAACACACAGAGAUGGAGUUCGGAGGAACUCUGGGUGCGGCGUGUAUACCUGUGUUCCUCCCCCUGACGGUUCUGUACCUGCUGAGUGUGUGCCGGACUCCAGGUGGCGCUCUGCUGCAGUGGCCCCCCCCUCUGCCCCACUCCACUUUUCUGUGGGACCCGGUUGCCGUCGCCAUUAUCGUCGGCUGGAUUGGCCUGCAGAGUGCCCUCUACCUGCUGCCCGUGGGAAAGGAGUCCGAGGGGCUGGUUCUGAGAGACGGAUCCAAACUGAAAUAUCCGAUCAACGGGUUCCAUGCGCUCUGCGUGACGGCGGUUCUGCUGGCCGUGUGUGUGUGUUUGGGGAUGCCGCUCGGUUACCUGUUUGAUCUGGUGCUGCCGUUAGCGGUGUGCGCGGUCGGCGUGUCGUACCUGUUGGCGCUGUACCUGUACAUCCGCUCCUUCUGGGCACCUGCAAACCAGCUCGCACUUGGAGGGAACACAGGAAAUCCUCUGUAUGAUUUCUUCAUCGGUCGAGAGUUGAACCCUCGAAUCGGCUCGUUUGAUCUGAAGUUCUUCUGUGAGCUGAGACCGGGCUUAAUCGGCUGGGUGGUGCUGAAUGCGGCGAUGCUGAUGAAGGAGGUGGAGCUCAGAGGAUCUCCGUCUCUGGCCAUGCUGAUGAUCAACAGCUUCCAGCUGCUGUACGUGACGGACGCUCUGUGGAACGAGGAGGCCGUGUUGACCACCAUGGACAUUGUGCACGAUGGGUUCGGGUUCAUGUUGGCGUUUGGAGAUUUAGCGUGGGUGCCCUUCACGUAUGGACUGCAGGCCAUGUUCCUGGUCAUCCAUCCGCAGACUCUCAGUCCGCUCAGCGCGCUCGGAAUCAUACUGCUGAACGGAGUCGGAUAUUAUAUCUUCCGUAAGUCUAAUUCUCAGAAGAACCAGUUCAGGAGAGACCCGACUCACAAAAGCGUCGCGCAUUUGGAGACUAUCGCCACGGCAACAGGAAAGCGCCUGUUAGUGUCCGGCUGGUGGGGCUUCGUCAGACACCCGAAUUACCUAGGGGACAUCCUGAUGGCGCUGGCCUGGUCUCUGCCCUGCGGUGUUUCUCACAUUCUGCCGUAUUUCUACGUCAUUUAUUUCUCCGUCCUGCUGGUCCAUCGGGAGGCGCGAGACGAGCGGCAGUGCAGAGCCAAAUACGGCCUGGCCUGGGACACCUACUGCAGACGGGUUCCCUACAGGAUCAUCCCCUACAUCUACUGACCACACCUGGACCAUACCCUACAUCUACUGACCACACCUGGACCAUUCCCUACAUCUACUUACCAUAACUGGACCAUUUCCUACAUCUACUGACCACAACUGGACCAUUCCCUACAUGUACUGACCACAACUGGACCAUCUCCUACAGCUACAGACCACAACUGGACCAUCACCAACAGCUACUGACCACACCUGGACCAUUCCCUACAUCUACUGACCACACCUGGACCAUUCCCUACAUCUACUGACCACACUUAGACCAUCACUUACAGCUACUGACCACAACAGGAUCAUCACCUACAUCUACUAACCAUAACUGGACCAUCACCUACAGCUACUGACCACAAUCUGGACAGUCCAGUCCACAUUACUGAUGUGAAUGUAGACUAAGCCCUGCCUGGUUUAGAUGUCCGUUUUGAAGGGUUCCUCACUGUGGACACCAAACCAGCUUUAAAGAACAAUGCAAGAACUUAGAUGUUCCAUAAAGAAGUUUCCUAUAAAUCAGAUCAGAUAUGAUUUACUGUGCUGUGUAGUUUCUACUGUACACUGAGUGUCGAGUUCUGUAGCAUCUAAAUCCACAGAAACCUCAUCUUCUGUGCUUUCAACUGUCGCCUCCUGCAGCUGCUGCUCAUCUCAGAGUUCUCCUGCUCAGGAGUUCCUUACUGAGCUAAUCAGUGUGGUCAGCUGUGAACAUUUAAUCAGCGGUCACCAACAUCUACUGGCCACCACAGUCCAUCACACCUGCUUCUUCAGAAGUGGCUGAUUUGCUGGAUCAGUUUCUCCUUAAGGAGCACCAGCAUGUUAGACACAGGUUGGAGUCAAACUCUACAGGUGUCCAGGAGGAAGGCUGCUGACCACUGCACUGAAAUAUGCAGGACAGAGGAACUCCAGGACCAGAGCUGGGAAACACCGGUUUAGCACGCGGCCCAUUCCAGUGGGAUCUAGUCCGGGGGGCCGGAUUCAUUAAAGUGUUUUAAGAAGAAAAUUGUGAAGGUUCUAAAGACAAACACUAAGAAGUUCAUAUGGUUGGACCUCGUUCUCCAACCGUUCUUACGAAGAAAUUUCUUCUCAUAACCAACUUACGCAGUUUAGACGAAGACUCUGAGAUUCACCAGUGUUCUCUUAUUUGAGCCUCGUUCUCCAGUCCAUCUUCCUAAGUCUGUUCUUAAGUGUGUUCUUGAUAAAGAUCCUAAGUAAAAGUCUCUGUCAGAUUCUUGACGUGUUCUUAAAGUGCAAAACUGUUCUCACCUUUGUGCUCUUGAGUGUGUGUAGAUUCUGUUCUUACCUAAGAACAAACCCCACAUAAGAAACACUGGUGAGUCAGAGUCUUAGUGAAAACUGCGUCAGUGGGUUUGAGGAGGAAUUUCUCCUCAAGAACGGUUGGAGAACGAGGCCCAGUGUGUUCACUGUUUUCUGAUGUGGGCUGUGCUGCAUUUUACUGUGUGCCAUAAAUGAUGUGAGACAGUUUGAAUGUA
Messenger RNA from Colossoma macropomum (tambaqui), 2952 nucleotides. RefSeq names its product transmembrane 7 superfamily member 2 (gene tm7sf2). The transcript has 11 exons. The record is from RefSeq and is a predicted model, not a curated record. Gene Ontology annotation, biological process: sterol biosynthetic process. The coding region runs from base 212 to 1477 and encodes 421 amino acids. Gene Ontology annotation, cellular component: endoplasmic reticulum membrane; nuclear inner membrane. Lineage: Eukaryota; Metazoa; Chordata; Actinopteri; Characiformes; Serrasalmidae. Gene Ontology annotation, molecular function: oxidoreductase activity, acting on the CH-CH group of donors, NAD or NADP as acceptor.